AUGGCGUCGCUGCUCGCGCGGCGCGGGUCCUACGCGGUCAUCGCCGGCAGCGGCCUGCUCUGCGGCCACCGGCUCGCCUUCGCGGAGCCGGAGCCCGAGCCCGCCGCGGGCGAGGCGCCGACGCCGCCGGGCAUCUACAGCAAGGGGGCCUUCGACCCGGCGCCCGUCGAGGCCGUCGCCGAGCUGCUGCGGUCGGCCAAGGGCAAGAGCGACCUCCAGUACAAAAAGGCGGAGGAGCAGAAGAAGCAGGCCGCGGAGCGGACGACGCAGAAGGAGUACCGCGCGGCGCUCGCGCAGGCGACGCGGGAGGCGCGCCAGGCGCAGCGCGUCGAGGCGGAGCAGACGCGGGGCGUGCAGCGCCAGCACAUGGACCACCGCGCGCAGUACAAGGCGUCGCUCGCGCAGGAGACGCAGGCGCUCGCGGGCAGGCUCGACGAGGCGCUCAAGGACGGCGAGGAGGAGCGGCGCGCGGCGCACGAGGCGGCCCUCGAGAAGAUCCGCAAGGAGACGGCGGAGCUCGAGCAGGAGCUGCGCCGCGA
This is a messenger RNA of Aureococcus anophagefferens, 539 nucleotides long. RefSeq lists its product as hypothetical. The annotation marks the transcript as partial. The record is from RefSeq and is a predicted model, not a curated record. The transcript has a single exon. Lineage: Eukaryota; Pelagophyceae; Pelagomonadales; Pelagomonadaceae.